CAGCCAAACACAAAUAAUGGUAAUUUCGAAGGAUUGAGAUCGUUCGCUCAGGAUACCACACUUCACGGAGCCAGAUUUUUGUUCUCUGAGGGCUUUUUUAGAAGACUGGUUUGGUUGGGCAUGAUAUUGGCAUGCUUUGGCUUCUGUAUUCAUCAAGCCUAUAUUUGCUUAAAGGAAUAUUCCCUUUAUCCUUUCAACACGAAAAUGACAACAAACUUUGAUGCAGAUAACAGUCAGCUUCCCUUCCCUGCUGUCACUUUGUGCAACCUCAAUCCUUUCAACAUUCGUAGAUUCAGACGAUAUAUAGGAGGAAAUCUUAGUGAAGUGAUGAUCGAAAGGCGAAUUCAAGAUAUAUCUCUCCUGACGACGAGAUCAGAAACUAUUUCCAAGGAAGACUUUAAAGCACGCUACACCGCGCUUUCUGAACGCCCAGAAAUGGCUAACAAAACCAACCCUCACGCAAUGAAAUUUAGUCAUCAAAUUGAAGACAUGCUUUUACCAAAUGGUCACCUGUUUCAUUCCUGUUCCAUAAAUGGAAAGAAAUGCGACGCAAACAAUUUUACCAGCUUCCUCAAUCCACUUUUCACAAAAUGCUACACAUUCAAUUCAGCAAAAAAUGGCAAGCCUGUGCUAAAUGCUUCGUUUGCCGGCCAACUAACUGGUUUGAAGCUACGACUUAACAUCGAACGCGAGAGCUAUAUACCAAAUUUGAUUUGGCCUUCUGUUGGGAUAAUUAUUCUUAUUCACGACCAAAACAGCUUUCCCAUCGUGGAGGAGUUUGGAAUUGCUGUUCCACCAGGGAUGUCUAUGACUUGUGCCAUACGAAGGAGAAACGUAAGUGCUAGAAAUAGAUUUUUAAAAAUUGUUUACCUAGCAAAAUGUUUUGUAGCUUUUUCCUACCAAACUUCAAAAACCCUAGAUACCCUUGCCAACACUUACGAGAAAAUAGAAUAAGUGCGAGUGUAGGUGACAUUUAUUAGGUUUGCAUUUAGAAAGUGAAAGGAAAACCAUCUUUGCAACCAGUCUCGUCCUUACCGAUAAUUCUAGCCGGCCAGGACAGUCAGCCAGAUCUAGAACCUUUCAUCAAGAUGGUUAGUCACUCAGGCCACCCAGCAGCUGGGAGCUGGGUGGCCUACUAAUCUAGUUUCCUACACUAGUUUAAAGGUAAUUAUUCCAAAAUGUUUUAGACCGACGACCGUAACCAUGCCCAGAUACCAGAGUACAACUUGAUAAUCAACCUUUACCAACCUUUGCAAAAGUUUUCAUAUCAAUCUAGAACUUCAAUUUUGUUCGACUAUGGCUGCAAUCUGUGCUAAAGACAAGCCCUGAUUUUCUUCUUUUAAGUUUCAAGCUAAAAAAGAAGUUAGAAACAUAUAUUUGAUGGAACCUUAUUCUCAACAUGGCCAUGUUUAAUCUCACUGGUCGAAAGAGUUACUUUGAGUUCAAGGACAACUUAUUGUGCGAUCUUCCCCACAUUGUUUUGCGACCAAAGAUUAUGGACCCUUGCAGUUUUCCUCUUUCCUGUGUGUCUUUUUAUUGAACUUUAAUUGUUCCAUCUCAGUUGUUUUCAAUUUAUUCUGUGUAAAAAAUUUUUCAAAAAUAAGAUUUUAUGUACUUCUUGUUUAGAUUCGCGCGACGAGUAGAGGUAUUUUUUUUUUAAAAUCAGCGUAACUUAUUAUGGAGCAGUUUCCCAAAUUGUUUUCCAACACAAAGAUUUUUAGCUCUUGUAUUAUUUCCUGUUCGUUAUGUUUCGUAAUACACAAGAAUUCUCUGUCGAUAUCAAUAUAUCAAUGUCAAUAUCUUUUGUGGGAUUAGCAGGAAAAUGUUGACUUUCAUGUUGCAUGACUGUUGUCAAAUCGUUUUUUUGAUGUUUUACUUUAUCUUUGAGUAGGUGACUUCACUGACGCAUUAAAGAAAUAUGAGCGCGACAAAGGAAAUGUUUACAUUUGUGCUAAAAUUUUAAAAAUUUGCAUUAAUUAUGCAAACUGAUGCAUGUCUUGUUGUGACUCUGUUCCCAAUCACAAAUACUUCUUAAACAUAGUUUGAUUUUAAAAGGGAACAGGCGAAAAACACCUUUAGUACUUUACCAGUCGUUUGAUGGUAGUUCGAGAUGAGAAUUUUAUCUUGUUCACACACGAAUCAAUAUUUGCUAAAGAGGAAUUUAUCCAUAAUGAAAUCUUGAAAUGGUAUCAGUUUAGGCUGUUAUGAAAACACUUUAGGUCUCUCCAGUUGGUGACUUCAACUCUUUUUAUCACCAUUAAGUUCGUGUUCUAUAAUUAAUUCCGUAACAUUCAAAAGUUAAAGCUGACAGUGAUCAAAAGAUACAAGAUAGACUGGCGUCGAUAAAAUAGAUUUUUCAAAAUCAGUCCUAUGUCGUGGGAGAGGGAAAUAAAAAAAGGGAAAUGAAACAUAAUGCAUAACACUUACAUGAAAUAAAGAGCUGCCUAAGAACGCAAUUUCCUACUGAGAGGGUCGAUAAAGGUUUCACUCUUUGUUUGUUCAAUUCGAAGUGAAUUUUUGCGUAUUAUGCUAAACUUGGUGCAUAAGUAACUUAAACUGCACGCAAUCUGCCUCCAAUUCGUGCUAUAAUCUCCAAAACAAAUAUCGAUUUUAUUUCUCGUCUUCAUCGGACUCGAUAUCGACUUCAUUGCAUUCUUAUGAGGAGAAAUUGUCGAACACUGACUAUCAUCGCUUUAUAUAUGCCAAUCGUAAAUCUCUCUGCCUGAAUUUACUUCGAAGUAGGCAUCUUAAGUUUUCUCAAGGAGAAUGACUCUGGAAAUGACAGCGACAAACGAAAGAAAUGAAAUUACCCAUGAAGGGCAUAGUGCCCUAAACGAACGCAAAGCACGAAUCAAAAACCUCCAAGCUGUUGAGAAAAACACAAGUAAUGGUAAUUUCGAAGGAUUGAGAUCAUUCGCUCAAGAUAUCACACUUCACGGAGUCAAAUUUUUGUACUGUGAGGGCUUUAUUAGAAGACUGGUUUGGUUGGGGAUGAUAUUAGUAUGCUUCGGUUUCUGUAUUUAUCAAGUCUAUGUUUGUUUAAAGGAAUAUUCCCUUUAUCCUUUCAACACGAAAAUGACAACAAACUUUAAUAGAGAUGGCAACCAGCUUCCGUUCCCUGCAGUAACCUUGUGCAAUCUCAACGUCUUUAACACUCGACGAUUUAGGCAAAUCGCAAGAGGUCAUUAUAGUGAAGGCGUGAUCGAAAGAAAAAUUGCAGAUAUAUCUCUCAUGACGACGAGAUCAGAUGAUAUUUCGACGUUUGACUUUAAAGAACGCAAUCGAGAACUUUUUUAUCGCCCAAAAAUGGCUAACGAAACCAACCCUUACGUAGUAAAAUUUAGUCAUCAAAUUGAAGACAUGCUUUUACCAAAUGGUCACCUGUUUCAUUCCUGUUCCAUAAAUGGAAAGAAAUGCGACGCGAGCAAUUUUACCAGCUUCCUCAAUUCACUUUUAGCACAAUGCUACACAUUCAAUGCAGCAGAAAAUGGCAAGCCAGAGCAAAAUGCUUCGUUUGCCGGCCAACAAAACGGUUUGAAGCUACGACUUAACAUCGAACGCGAGAGCUAUAUACCAAAUUUGAUUUGGCUUUCUGUUGGGAUUAUUAUUCUUAUUCACGACCAAAGCAGCUUUCCCAUUGUGGAAGAUUUUGGAAUUGCUGUUCCACCAGGGAUGUCUACGACUUGUGCCAUACGAAGGAGAAACGUAAGUGCUGGAAAUAUUUCCAAAAACAGCUUUCUACCCAUUUAGGAUAUUUCGUAGCUUAUUCCUAACAAACUUCAAAAACCCCACGUUGUCUUUUUAAAUAUUAUUGAAAUUAUCGAAAUAUUAUUGAAAUUAAAGAGAAAAUGGAUAUUUGGUCUCUUCCUUGUUGGGAAUUAUUCGAUUCUUAUUCAGAUAUCAGUGAAUUAUUAUUGUUGAUUAGUCGUCUAUCAGUCAAUCUGUCAGUCAGUCGUGAUAACUCAGUCAGUCAGCAGACGGACUAUCCCAGACUUUUUGCCUUUUAUUGGUCCGUGUAAUUUUUUGGUGAAAAUCACGAGUUCGUUGAAUAAUAUCAUCGACAUGAAUUUUCUUGACAGAUUACAAAUCUGCCACAUCCGUAUGGCACUAACUGUAGAAAAGGAACCCUUGAAGCGUUCAACGGCGCCUCUCAGAUUGCUUACAGAAAACAGGCCUGUCUUAUAAAAUGUCGCAAUAAGUUCACAAUCAAAUCUUGCAACUGCACAUCAACAAAAUUCAAAGGUAGGUAUCGUUUUGUUUUUCACACCCAGCCUAUGAAUUUUAAUAUGAUAAGAGAAUAUAGCGCACCGUAACAAAUUUUGAAAGAGGUCGGACCCACCGAGUAUAGCCCUUACGCUGUUAUUGUUAUAAUUUUUUUUUUCAGCUGAUCCUGCAGUUCCCUUAUGUGCACCGAUAGAAGAAGCUCUUUGUGUUUACAAAUCUCUUGGUAAGUCAAUCUAUUCCUAACAAGACUAAAUAUGAUAUACAACCGAUUGAAUGAUCAAAAAUGAAGUCAAAUUAGUGUAAUAGCACCUUUCUUAGCACAAAAAGGAUUACAGUAUGGCAUUCUGUUCCUCAAAUCAAGUUCGUUAAAACAUGUACCCAUGCACUCUAUACCCCCUUUAUUAAAAGGGUUUUAGGAUUGCUUCUUAUUAACAUAACCACACCAAGGUUACAUCAACAUAUUUUUACUGGAAUGGAGGAUCCAGCAUUUACUUCUUGCCAUCGACCCUUCCUUAAAUCUGAGUAUGAUGCAGGGGCUCAGGUAUUAUUUAUUGAUGCUUGGAUAAAUACAUUUAUUGUUUUUUUAGAGGGCACGGUAACGAAUCUUGAAAUCUGAUUGGUUCUUUACCCGGUCAGUAUUUUCCUAUCUCUGCUCACGGGCCACGGUAACGCUUUCGUGAAUCGCCGGGUACAUCCCAACUUUCGUUGUCAUUUUUCAUAAAUAUACCUCGUUUUCCGGCUAGGCAGUAUUUUUGAGCAAACACGUUGGUCACUACCUCAAGCCGAUAAAUAACUUAUGAAUCCUCUCUUUUCUCUCUAUCAAAUCACUUUGGUUGACAGAAAAAUAUUGGUUUCAGAAUGAAUUUGUAUAAACAAUAGUGUCAUUACGUUGGUUGACAAGCGGCCUAAAAACCGUCUGCAAUUAAUUUUAAUCGUUCACAAAAAGUACCCAGAACGUGAGGUAUUUGGUUACAGUUAAACUGAACGAUGGUACUUUCAUUCAUUUAAUAUCUGAAUUUUCUCGAGCAAUUUGUUCAUAGUGAAAGAGCGAGCGAAGUUUUAAUUUAAGUUCUACGACAAAUAUACGCUCCCGGUGAGUCUUUCCAAUUCCGUUCAAUUUGGACAUUUGUACCGUAAAUUGCACAACAGAAAUUGAAGGAAUUUUUUAAGAAAAGGCCGCAUUAAAUUCCCUUGUGUCUCGUUGGAGUGUGCCGUUCGAAUUUAGUUUUUGUGAAGGAAAGAUCAGAGUUAAACACGCCAUUACAGCAAACAAACGAGCAAACUCUCACAACUUCAAAAUAAAAAAAUUGAAUUUACUCACAACUACUUUCCUCGCCGUUUACUUAAUGAACAGAGGUAAAUCUUCGUACAUGAAUGAAUGGUCGAUGAGAGUGAAUAAUACUUUCCGUUAGAUCAUUGACUGAUUUUGAAGAAAAUAUUGUCGUGACAGUCCUUGCCAAACUAGUUCUGUUGGUUUUAAAAUGUUCCUACGCUUUUUUUUUCUUAUGCUUUUUUUUUCUUGCGCGCUCUCUAAUUGACAGGUGUCAGAUUGUGACAGAUACUUGUAAAAAUAAUGUUUCAAAAUUUGUUUGGAAGCCUUUUAAAUCACCUUUAUCGUUACGGAAAUGAAAAUGUUUCGCUGAGGCAUCUCUCUUAAAUUUGCAUCACCUCUAUUUCAACUACCAUUUACUCACUCAAAAAUUGUUCAGUUUAUGGAAGAUCUUGCCGUAUUUACAGCCAUAAAUCAUUCGCGUUCUUUCGGAAAGAAUUUCGUCAAGUCUAAAAACAAUAAAUAUGUUAUUUACCGGCUAAGGGUUGGUCCGUAUGGUGAAAAACUGUGACCUCGGUCUUGAAAAUGCUACCCUCGGCCUUCGGCCUCGGGCAGUAUUUUCAAGACCUCGGUCACAGUUUUUCACCAUACGGACCUCCCAGCCGGCAAAUAACAUAUAUUUAUGAAAUUCUCACCUGGACUACAAUCCCACUUUGUCAUCAAAUCGAUCUUCUAUCAGAGCUAGAAAAGUAGAGGAUGAACAAGACAUUAUGGCACUAAUGAAAAGUAAUGUCUGCUUACAGAGGAGUUUGGCAACUCAGAUGAAAAGAAGGAGUGUGAGAAAGAAUGUCCCGAGCCUUGCAAUCACAUUGAGUACAAGACUUCAUUCUCGUACAGUGGAUUACAGAGGGGUGAUCUGAUUCAACAUCUGAUGUCCUUCCUUAAUGGGACUGAGAAAUCAUCAGUCGAUCGAUCGAUUUACGAACCUCUGUUGAAUAUGACGAAAGCCGAGAAGGAGAAAUACAUAGAGUAGGUGUUUUAGUUCAAUUUUGUAACACUAGGGUUAUUUUAACUCAUCGUGGUGAAUUACAGUAAUUAAUGAAAUUUAUCAAUUUCAAUUUGAGUCGCCGCGCGAUCUUUCGAUUAAUUGCUGCUAGUCUUUUUCAGAUCAUGACUACCGGUCACGCGUGACCUUACGAAGCAUCCUGCCUCGCUGUAAUUGCAAGUUGAUUUUAUCAUCUGUGAUUUGCUCAUUUCGAUAUUGUGUUAUCUUAUUGCUUUUCAAGGCUCCAAUCGUUUAGACGCCCAUCAAGUGUCCUAGUUAACAUUGCGAGGGUUGUCCUUUCUUUGUUAGAGUUUAAAUUAAAGUGAUGUUCUAUUAUUAACAUUUGAGAACAUCUCAUUCUUCUUCUUUCCCACAGUGACAACAUUAUUGCAUUGGACAUCUACUUUGAAGACCUUAGUGUCGACAUCAUUUCGCAGACUCCGCUCUAUGAGACCUGGGCUUUGAUUGGUCAGUUUCACGUUUUUUAUUUACAGAAGCAAUGUUCUUUUCCUAGCUUUUCCAACUAUUGAUCUGGGCCCAGUUGUAUGAGAGUCGGAUAACGCUAUACAACAGAUAAAUCGCUAUCCGGUGGAUAAGUGAUAUCAAAUCGUAUAGUGUUAUCGAGUCUUAUUCUGUGGAUAGCGUUAUCCAACCUUCGAACAACAGGAGCCUGGGUUGUGAAUUCUUGGUCCUGUUUUAAACAAUACAUGUGAUACUGGAGUUCCAAAAUCGAUUCGAUUUCAUUUCUACCCGAUAAUAACUCAUAACUCUUCUGGUUUUUUUUUUUUCUUCUUUGUUUUGUUUUUUUUACCGUACGCCUGCAAAAGCACAAGCUAUGAAUGCUUUUACGAGGAUCCAACCAGAAUCCUCUCUAAUCUUAUGAACACAAUUAAAAUACAUUUUUUCUUCUUUUUGCUUUGAAGGAGACUUAGGAGGGACAUUCGGUCUGUUCUUGGGAAUGAGUUGUCUCACUCUCUUUGAGUUUGUGGAUUUCACGUUCAGGAAGUUCGUUCAUUUGGCUAAAGGCGACCGGGGUAAAAGAGCUGUCAAUGUCGAGUACUAA
This is a messenger RNA of Pocillopora meandrina, 7602 nucleotides long. The record is from the annotation of a GenBank genome assembly. Lineage: Eukaryota; Metazoa; Cnidaria; Anthozoa; Scleractinia; Pocilloporidae.